GGAUCAGAAGAUUACAGUUUGUGUUUGCAUUGUGAAUGUAUCAUCUUGUGAGUGUCUCCUCCUCUUCUUCUCGUACUUGUAGAGAUGAUUCAUUCAGUUCUCUGCAUUUUGGCUGUCCAGAGUGCCGUGGUUACGUUAGGAUUGCCAACUGCUCUAAAUGAAGGAUAUCCAUUCAGGCAUACCCAUAACUCUGCAGAUCUCGGGCAUGUUCAUGUUUUUGGAGCCAAUGCUAAGGAUCAAGGUAAUGCCACCUGGGGACACAAACACGAUGUUGGGUUGGAUACAAUUAAAAAGUGGUCAGCUGGUCCAAGCAUUCAAAAUGGCGACCUAGUAAUCCGUGAAGAGCCUUCUGCUAAAUCCACCAUUCAAGAUGUCGGCCUAGUUGCACGAGGAGAGCUUCAAGAUGUCGGUCUGGUUACACGAGGAGAGCUUCAAGAUGUCGGUCUGGUUACACGAGGAGAGCUUCAAGAUGUCGGUCUGGUUACACGAGGAGAAAGAAGUUUGGGCGCUUUCAAGGCAACGCACAACAGUGGACAAAGGAGGCAUACGAGGCCGUUAACCAUCCGUCGUAAAUACAAGCUGAGGAGUCUGGAUGGUUAAAUAAUGUUACUCUUAUUUAGAAAUGAACAAUAGUUUAGAAACUACACUGUACAUAAACUGGUAUUAAAUUUCGUGUAAUAUAACCUUUGAUUUUUAAUAGAAUGAAAUUGUUUCAA
Eurytemora carolleeae is the source of this 716-nucleotide messenger RNA. RefSeq lists its product as uncharacterized. The record is from RefSeq and is a predicted model, not a curated record. Bases 85 to 600 code for a protein of 171 amino acids. The transcript is spliced from 2 exons. Lineage: Eukaryota; Metazoa; Arthropoda; Copepoda; Calanoida; Temoridae.